AUGCGAGCGACGACUCUCUUGUCCAAUGCCCACACUCAGAGCCAUGUACCGAUGCUAUUCUCGACUUCGGCAAGACAUUGGACGAAGUCGAAAACUUGCCAAAAGAGUUGCGCCAGUGAAAAGCCGCCGCUUUUAUCCAUCACUUCGCCUGGCUUCUGGAAGUCACGGCCAACGUGGAACCGUGCUUCUGUCAAUACAUUACGCUGUCUUGUUGGCUGCACGCUGGGUGAUUUCACAGCCAUGUGGCUCCUUCAAUUGAACUACCCUGAGCUUGGUAUGGGAGUGAUAAUGCCGAUAUCGAUGAUUUCUGGAAUUUCAACGUCUAUUUUAUUGGAGACUGUCAUGCUUCGCAUUGGUCGUGACGGACUUUCCUGGCUGGCCGCCUGCAAGACCGCCAUCGGAAUGAGUUUCAUUUCCAUGAUUACCAUGGAAAUUGCCGAAAAUGCAGUCGACUAUUAUCUCACGGGAGGAGCAGUGUCGUUCAAUACGCCUGGGUUCUGGGUUGCGGCUCUGGUUGCGAUGGCUGCUGGGUUCCUCACUCCACUUCCUUAUAAUUAUAUUCGUCUCCGAAAGUUUGGAAAGUCAUGUCACUAG
This is a messenger RNA of Ilyonectria robusta, 594 nucleotides long. RefSeq lists its product as uncharacterized. The record is from RefSeq and is a predicted model, not a curated record. Bases 1 to 594 code for a protein of 197 amino acids. Lineage: Eukaryota; Fungi; Ascomycota; Sordariomycetes; Hypocreales; Nectriaceae. The transcript is spliced from 2 exons.